Molecule: messenger RNA, 4702 nt
Organism: Acanthochromis polyacanthus (spiny chromis)
Lineage: Eukaryota; Metazoa; Chordata; Actinopteri; Pomacentridae
Product: protein mono-ADP-ribosyltransferase PARP6
Exons: 23
Coding region: 475-2307 (610 amino acids)
Biological process (GO): endoplasmic reticulum unfolded protein response
Cellular component (GO): nuclear envelope; intracellular anatomical structure; membrane
Molecular function (GO): NAD+ poly-ADP-ribosyltransferase activity; kinase binding; protein serine/threonine kinase activator activity
Source: RefSeq, a predicted model, not a curated record
CUGAGCAUGCUCAGACCCCUCAGUGUUGUCAGGCAAAAUAUAAGACAGCAGUAAGAGCAGAGAUCUGCAAUAGAUAAACACACAGACUCACACACACCAGCUGGCUUGCUCGCAGACACACCGCCAGCAAUCGAGGGACAGACACUUUAGAAUGGUGGGACUGUGGCUCCGGUUUCCCUGAUUUCCUAUUUUUAAUGGGCUCAUUGUCAUCUAUCGUUUCAGUGGAAAAACGGCCGCCGAGAGAGGGAGGCAGGUGUGCCCUUUAAGAGGGGGAGCAGCUGAGGCAAGGACAGCAUCCCAGUCUCCAUCCUCUGUGGAGGUUGUGUAUUUCUGAGGAGGGCACGAAAGAAAGGCGCCCAGUCAAAGCUCACCGGCUUUCUGUUCUCGUUCCUUCCACCUGGAAUUAGGCUGCAAUGGUUGGCAGUAGUCAAAGGCCCAAACCUGUUUGAGAGAGCCCUAUGAACAGCAGAUCCAAUGGACAUCAAAGGCCAGUGUUGGACAGACGAGGAGUCGGACGGGGAGAAUGAAUCGGAACAGUUCCUGUAUGGCAUUCAGGGAAGCUGUGCCGCUGACCUGUACCGUCACCCUCAACUGGAUGCAGACAUCGAGGCUGUAAAAGACAUCUACACUGACAGUGCUGUCUCUGUCAGGGAGUAUGGAACCAUUGAUGACGUGGACAUCGAUCUUCAUAUUAACAUCGGUUUCUUAGAUGAGGAGGUUGCGACAGCUUGGAAAGUUAUCAGAACAGAGCCCAUUAUUCUGAGACUACGCUUUUCUCUUUCUCAGUACCUCGAUGGACCUGAGCCAUCAGUAGAAGUGUUCCAGCCUUCAAAUAAAGAAGGAUUCAGCCUGGGCCUGCAGCUCAAAAAGAUCCUGAGCACAUUCACGUCACAGCAGUGGAAGCACCUCAGUAAUGAGUUCCUCAAGGCCCAGCAGGAGAAGAGGCACAGCUGGUUCAAAGCCGGAGGAACCAUCAAGAAGUUCCGUGCCGGUCUCAGCAUCUUCUCCCCCAUCCCGAAAUCUCCAAGUUUUCCUCUGAUCCAAGACACAGUUUUAAAAGGGAAGCUGAGUGUCCCUGAGCUGAGAGUGACACGCCUGAUGAACCGCUCCAUCUCAUGUACCAUGAAGAACCCGAAAGGGGAACUUUUCAGCUAUCCACCAAAUAGCCAGGCGGGCGGCCACUGCAAGAACAUCCCUACCUUGGAGUACGGCUUCUUAGUGCAGAUAAUGAAGUAUUCAGAACAGAGGAUCCCCACGCUUAAUGAGUACUGUGUGGUCUGUGACGAACAGCACGUCUUUCAGAACGGAUCCAUGCUGAAGCCGGCUGUGUGCACCAGGGAGCUGUGUGUGUUCUCCUUCUACACUCUGGGUGUGAUGUCUGGAGCUGCAGAGGAGGUGGCCACCGGAGCAGAGGUGGUGGACCUACUUGUGGCUAUGUGUCGAGCUGCUCUUGAGUCUCCCCGAAAGAGUAUCAUCUUUGAGCCCUACCCGUCAGUCGUCGAUCCCAAUGACCCCAAGACUCUGGCCUUCAACCCAAAGAAGAAGAAUUAUGAAAGACUGCAGAAAGCACUGGAUAGUGUUAUGUCCAUCCGGGAAAUGACGCAGGGUUCAUAUCUGGAGAUCAAGAAACAGAUGGACAAAUUGGACCCACUGGCUCAUCCCUUGCUACAGUGGAUUAUUUCCAGUAACAGGUCUCAUAUCGUCAAGCUGCCUCUCAGUAGGCAACUGAAAUUCAUGCACACCUCCCACCAGUUCCUGCUGCUCAGCAGCCCCCCAGCCAAGGAAGCUCGUUUUCGCACUGCCAAGAAGCUUUACGGCAGCACCUUUGCCUUCCAUGGUUCCCAUAUAGAGAACUGGCACUCUGUUCUGAGAAAUGGACUAGUCAAUGCCUCUUACACCAAACUGCAGCUGCAUGGUGCAGCGUAUGGAAAGGGCAUCUAUCUGAGCCCCAUCUCCAGCAUAUCUUUUGGAUACUCAGGAAUGGGAAAAGGACAGCACCGCAUGCCCACCAAAGAUGAACUAGUGCAGCGUUACAACAGGAUGAACACCAUACCACAGAGCCGUCCAAUACAAUCAAGGUUCCUUCAGAGUCGAAACUUGAACUGCAUUGCUCUUUGUGAAGUUAUCACAUCCAAGGAUCUGCAGAAACACGGUAACAUCUGGGUGUGUCCAGUGUCCGACCACGUCUGUACUCGCUUCUUUUUGUAUGAAGAUGGCCAAGUAGGAGAUGCCAACAUCAACACCCAAGAGCCUAAGGUGCAGAAGGAGAUCAUGCGUGUGAUUGGGACCCAGAUCUACUCCAGCUAAUGGAGGUUCACCAGCGGCGCUUGGAUCCAUACGUCUCUCUGGUGGAGGCACAAAGGCAGGAAGACAGUUAGAGCGAAUGUUUGGGUGAGCUUUCCUCAGGCCUGAUACUGAGGGACGAGGUAGCUCUUUCAGCACAUCAUUUCUGAAGAUGUUUUGUUCUGGUCUUCUCGUUUUCUUCUCCUUCUUUUGUUCUUCUCCUCGGAAUGGUUACACAUCAAAUGUUCAUUUAACCUUCAGUUAGGUUUAAUCUGGUUAAAGUCUGCUUUUCUCUGUUCGUGGCAUUUACAAAACACAGAAGAAGAAAAAAGUAGUCACUGGAAUUGCUAUCUACACACACAGAUACACACAUGCACACACUCCUCUGAACGUGGGUUGACUGUGCUUUCUCCUUUUUUUAUGCAGCAAUUUUACUGCUCCCUUGGACUAAUUAUCUCCAUUUAUCAUUUCUCUUUGUGAAUAUAUAAUGAAAAAAAUAAUCAUUCUAACUAAUAAUAGAUCCCUUUGUGGCAAAUAAGUGAUGGAUUUACAUGCACAUAGAAGUUUGUUCUAUUAUUGUGUUUGCACAGCCAUUAUCUCUUUUCACCUUAUUCAAUAUUCUUUAACUAAUGACAUGACUUAAGGUCCGUGACACGGUUAUCUGGGGGGCGAGCAGUACUCUGUUGUUUUGUCCUUGUCCACUGGAUAAAGCAUAAGGAAUCUAAUAAGCGAGGUGUGGCUUGAACUCAAGUCACAUUCACUAUGAGCACUUUGUUUUUGAUGACAUUAUGUAAAAAUCCAGUUACAAACAUUAUGAUUUUUCAUUGUAGAAUUAGGACAGAUCUGACUGAUGAUGCACUUUUAUAAACCUUACAGCCCCCAAAUAACAAAUGAACAUGAUUUUUUUUAGAAGUUUUUAUUUGACUGGACUAACGUGCAGCAUUGCAGGCUUCAUGACAACAAUUUCCUUGAAAAUCCAUUCCAUGAAUAUUUUUGCUAUUAACGUUUUUUUUUUUUUUUCUCAAUGAAGGCCUGUACUGUAAAAGGGCUGGCAUUACUACUGAUCUCACUGAGAAUCAACACCCAACAGCUUUUUGCCACUUUUAGAUUUCUUUCAUGUUUUGGUGCUGAGGAGAGCUUCUUCCUCUAGUUUCCACUUCACACUUUAAAGUGGAUAAUAGUUUGUCGUUUUCAUCUGUUGUAGGUUUUUCAAAGUUUUGUCCAAGUCUCAUGGGAUAUGCAGUUCUUAAAUGCUAACUAAGCAGUUGGUAAAAGUGUAUCAAGGCCCAAAUGGAGUAUGUUUGUUUUAGUGCCACUCUGCUCUAAAAUGGUCAAAAAUUCUGUGAUGGAGAAUUUGUCAGAUUCACUCCUCAAAAACAGUAAUAAAAACACAUUUAUAAAAUACACAUAUGACAAUCCUCUCACUCACUGAAAUAAAAAAAAAAACAGAACAGGUGAAUGGAUUUAGUCUGUGAACAUGUUGCAUCUGUUACUUAUGUUCUCUGUUUAAAAAAAGAAAACACAAUCUGUCAUGUACCAUCAUUUUAAGCAGUGCUCUCUACUUAAAAGACAGGGGAGAGAAGUUCAUUUCAAAAUAAACCUCUUUGAGUAAAAACUACACUGACCACUGGAUUCAGAAAGAACAAAAUCCACUGUACAGAAAAUCAUGGACAAUUUUCCAAAAGUAUUUACAGACAGUGUCCGGUCUGGAUGAGCUCACAUCCUUCUCACCUCAAAACUAAUGGACUGUGGAUAUUAUAGAGGUGCAUUAAUGUGCAACUUUUUGGUUUCACCUUGGAGAAUGGCAACCUUGUAUAGCUAAUCAAGUUUAUCAUUUAGUCAUGUACUGUAUGUAUGUAUGUAUGUAUGUGUGGCUUUGUAUUUUCUUGACAUUAUACUAGACAUUGCACUUACUCAACGUUUGCCUAAACUGGAGAAAUUGACUGUCCUCGGACCUGCAUUAGACGGGCAAUGAAGGAAAAGAAGCGCUAAAAUAAAUAUUUAUGGAGUCGACAAGACUAUAAUAUCCAACAUCCUAAAUAUGUCUGUACUAAGAUGGGCUGUCAUUGUCUCCUGGAACUGGAACUCUUCACUACUGAAUGGACUUAGAGGCACUGAAAGGAAAACAAAUCGUAAAAUAAGGACAUUGGAGACCCCAUUGAAAUGUAUUGUCCAGAAAGAGAUGGACAUGUACAGCUGACCCAUUGUGGUGCGGGACUCUGCUAAUAGCUGAUGCCUGUUUUUGUCAAGCGGCUUGAGCAGCGAGUCUCCUUGAGAAUCUAUUCUCUCGCUGUCUGUCUCUGGUGAGUAAUGUUUUCAAAGAUGAUGUUGACAACAAUGAUGGUGAUUAUGAUGAAGAUGAAAGGCGGCGAUGUAGGAGGAAAAAAAAAAGAAUAAAGCCUGAUUUUGCACAGUUUUA